ACCCGCUUCCUACUUCGGUUUAUUAUUGCACGUAGUUGCUUUAAAUGCUGGGGGUGUUGACAGGCAGAGGCAGAAAAAGUUUGUUAAACUUUUUGAGUUCUUCGAAAAUAAGUCAAACAUUUGCGGUGUUAAGUUGGAGAAAUGCCGCGAGCUCGGCUCCGCGUGCCUGAACGGUUGAGCUGGCGGGACGUAAGUGGAGGAAGUUUGUCUUUGGUUACCUGAAGGAGCCGAAAGGUGAGCAGCAAGCGCUCAUUAAACCAGUUUCUUGUCGGACGCAGUGAGACUAACUUUCGGAGUGAACUCUCAACGUGUGGAGAGUCGUCGAAGAUGUCCGGGGCUUACGAGCAGGACAGGAGGCGGCGCCCCCCGAAAACAUUUUUGAUCUCCGCCGACCUUCGCGUCCAUGAUGCCGUGGAAGGUUCCAUUCUGCUAAAGCGGGGGUCAUUUUGCCUGGAGCAAGAUUUGGCCAAAAGCAGGGUGGACCAGGCCUUGGUUAAGGUGGUGGAGAAUGAUAUAGUGCUAAAAGUAGACAAAAGGUACCUGGUGGAAGUCCAACCGAGCCUCGCUGGCCUGCUGGAGCCUGUGCUGGACCUGGAGACGCGUGUGAACCUCAUGUGUGAUCCCGGCAAACUGCAGCAAAUGGGUGCUCUGCAGCUCAACACUCCACUCUGGGUCAGUGUUGGCCAGCAGGGCGAGCUGGCAGAGGCGGAGCUUAAGUAUGUGGGACCCCUAAGCAGAGGCAGCAAUGCUGUGUACUUUGGGGUGGAGCUGAAGGGUUCAGCCAUGGGUAAAGGGACCACCAACGGCACCCACAGGGGCCACCGCCUCUUCACCUGCCCUGACGCCUGCGGCCUCUUCGUCCCGGUCAGCCACAUCCAACCCCGCAGCUGGUCCCGCUCCAACAUCUUAGAAGCGCAGGCCCGAGCUCAAGAGCGAGAGCACCACCGCAGCAACGGGCACCGUGGCAACGGGCACCGCGGGGGUGCUGCUCCGCCACGAAACCGUCCCAGCCUCCACAAGUCUCGCCUUCAGCACAACAUCCUACUAGCGACGGCGGAGCCGCCCUCCGCCCCGGCUCAGAACCAGGUUCGAGGCCCAUUUCAGGUGGGACAGCGAGUGAGCGUCCAUCAGGAGGAGAACAUCUGUGCCGGGGAAGUGCGUUUCUGCGGGGCCCUGCCCGGACGCUCCUCCUCUGAAUUUCACGUUGGCGUUCUUCUGGACACUCCUGUUGGGAACUGGGACGGGAUUUACAAGGGGGAGAAGCUCUGCCACAUUCCCAGCAAGCUCUACGGACUCCUGCUGCCAGCCAGCGCCGUUUCCUCGGAGCAAAGCUUUCAUCAGAAACCUCUUCAGCCUAAACCUGUUGUGAAGCAGGCUCCGCCUCCUGCCACCAAGCCGGCCCCUGCCGCGCACCCCCCUGUUGCCACCAAACCGGCCCCCACGACGCACCCUGCUGUUGCCACCAGGGUCGCUCUGUUGCCCCCCACCAAACAGGGACUCAAACCUCCUCCAUUACCCCCGCCAAAGGCUGUACAGAAAGUACUGCCCACUCCCCCGGUCCCGCCCCCAAAACCCCAGAACCUGGCAUUAAAUCUGGAAAAGCCCCACCCCUCCAAUGGCGUGCACCACCCCCCACCACCGCUGACUCCCUCAGACAACGGCGAGAGCCCAAAGGAGAAUGAGGAAGAGGAGGAGGAGGAGCUAAGGAGCGACCUGGAGGUGGGAUCGAUGGUGGAGGUGAAUGACCCGCCCCUGUACGGGGUUAUCCGCUGGAUAGGACGGAUCAGCGGCGUCCCGGAAACGGUGGCUGGGAUUGAGCUGGACCAGGAGCUUUCUGCUGGAACGGACGGCAGCUACCUCGGGGAGCGACACUUUCGUUGUCCUGCCAACAAGGGUCUGUUUGUGAAGCUUCGUAACUGUAGGCGGGAUUCCAGAUUCCCCGCCCCUGAAACGCCUGUCAAUCAAGUGGAACGAUGCAACUCUAUAGCCUUUGCAGAGUGGGGCAGCGAACGCGUGGAAGAGCACACUCCUCCUGUGGAUGGCGAUGAGGCCAGGGAGCUCUAUCAAGGCUGGAAGAAAGGCAUCCAGGGGCACCUGAACUCCUGCUACCUGGAUGCUACCCUGUUCAGCCUGUUCUCCUGCUGCAGCUCGGCUGACUGGCUGCUGUUUUGGCCCUCAAACCCUGAGGAACACCUCAGCUCCUGCCAGGCUCAGGACCUGCUGCGCUGCGAGAUCGUCAACCCCCUUCGAAGGAACGGUUACGUGUGCGCCAGUAAGACCAUGGCUUUGAGACGCAUGCUGGAGGCUGCCAGUAACGACGCCAGCUUCACCAGCCAGGAGAAAGAUCCAGAGGAGUUCCUGAACAAGCUUUUCCAGCUCCUGAGAGUCGAGCCGCUCCUCAAGAUCAGGUCGAUGAGUCGUGAGCCUCAGGAGUGCCACCUGUACCAGCUCUUCCCGCCCACACACUCCCCCUCCCCGUCCGUUCCCGCCUCCCCCGUUGAGUCCCCCAUCCCCCUGUCGUUGCCCUCGUCCAUGAGGGUGGCCAGCGUCCAGAACCUCCUGGAAACCUCUUUCCUGCACUCGGGGCUCAAGUUCGUUGAGGCGCCCUCCUGUCUCCUGCUGCUCAUGCCGAGGUUUGGCAAAGACUUCAAAAUGUUUGACGCCAUCUUGCCCACGCUCAGUCUGGACAUCACUGACCUGCUGGACGACACUCUGCGGCAGUGCAGCAUCUGUCAGACGGUGGCGGAGUGGGAGUGUCUGCAGUGCUACGAAGAUCCGGACAUCACUCCUGGACACCUGAAGCAGUACUGCAACACCUGCAACACCCAGGUCCACAGCCACAGGAACCGGUUGUCCCACAACCCCGUGAAGAUCGGGAUCCCUGAAGGGCCGUGGCCUGACCCCCUGAUGUGCACCCGCCGCACAAUGUCUCUGUUCGCCGUGACGUGCAUCGAGACCAGCCACUAUGUGAGCUUCGUCAAGCACGGCCCCCAGCCCACCGACUGGCUGUUCUUCGACAGCAUGGCAGACCGAGAAGGUGGACAGAACGGCUUCAACAUCCCCCAAGUGAAGGCGUGUCCCGAGGUGGGCCGCUACCUCAGCCUGUCGGAGGAGGAGCUGAGCAGAGUGGACCCCGGCUCGUUGCGGGAGACUGUCCGCCGCCUGCUCUGCGACUCGUACAUGUGUCUGUACCACAGCCCUGAGCUCAGCCUGUACAGGUGAUGGGCCGUCCUGCAGACAGAGCAGCCGGACUCCGCCCUCCCCUCUCCGCUCAGACUAAAAAACGCUGCUCUUCUCUUUAAAGUGGGAGGGGGCUGCUGCAGAUGCUGUCGUCGAAACGGUGUUUUUUUUUUUCUCAUUUUAUUGGACAUAAAAUCUGCAGUUUCACACAGACAAUCCAGAAAAACAGCAUCUUCAAACUAAAAACUUUGUCCCAAAGGUUUGAUGUUUCUAUUUAUUCUAUGUAUAUUUAUUAUCAGCUGUUGAGGAUGAUGUCUGGAAACAAAGGCGGGGCCAAAAGGAAGUUUCCUGCAGGAAGUCGAGAGCAGCAGCGAUUUGUGGAUUACAAAUGCUGGGAUUUAAUCUGAGGAAUUCCUUGUUACUUUGAAUGGGAUUCAGUGUUAAAGCUGCUCUUUUUCAGCUGGGAUGAGAUGCACAUAUUAUUGUCCUACACUGGAUCAUCAACUGAGACUUUUUUUUUUUUUAAUCUAAUCAAGAUUGAUUCACCCCUAAAUGGGAGUUAGUUUAAUGAUUAAAAAUGUCCUCUUCUUCAUCCUCGAUUGGUGAUCUGCUUUCACUGCAUUACCUGUUGGUGAAGCAUCUCUGCUCCAAACAGCCACUCAGCUGGAAGAACAAGAAAGCCGUAACAAUCAGGACACGUGCCUUAUGAACAAUGUGAGCAUAGCUGCAUGCUGGGAAAUAUUUGCACCUGCUUCAAAGAUGUUUAUGUGCUGAACAGCACCGCUGUGACUCGCCACAACCUGACCACAGAACUUGCACUCCUUCACUGACUCGUCAGUGAGUCUGUACAGAAUGAUAUUUUUGCACACAGAUGUUUCAACUUUAUAACUGCUGAUUUCAUAUAUAACAGCCACCGGCAAAAAUAAAUGAAGGCGACCAAAAAUCUGAAA
This is a messenger RNA of Oryzias melastigma (Indian medaka), 4130 nucleotides long. RefSeq names its product ubiquitin carboxyl-terminal hydrolase CYLD (gene cyld3). NCBI's taxonomy places the organism in Eukaryota, Metazoa, Chordata, Actinopteri, Beloniformes, Adrianichthyidae. Bases 328 to 3222 code for a protein of 964 amino acids. The transcript is spliced from 16 exons. Gene Ontology annotation, cellular component: cytosol. Gene Ontology annotation, molecular function: K63-linked deubiquitinase activity; cysteine-type deubiquitinase activity. Gene Ontology annotation, biological process: positive regulation of extrinsic apoptotic signaling pathway; protein K63-linked deubiquitination; regulation of intrinsic apoptotic signaling pathway. The record is from RefSeq and is a predicted model, not a curated record.